UUAUGGUCGUCUCAUCAAAUUAGAUCAUCGUCAGUCCUCCGUUAUGAUUAUGUCAUCGACACGGACUUUAAUUUCACACUUAAAUGCUGUCAGCGCUUUCGAAAAGUCUUUCAGUUCUUUGGUUCUUUAACUGCGCCCACUAAAGGUACCUGAAACUGCAGAAAAUCGAAGCAGACGGCUCGAGAUGAAACUCUCUGGAUUCAUUCUGUGGAUGUGCGCAUCCAACAGGUUCCUUUUCUCGGCAUUGCCAUCAACACUGUCGAUCACAAAGUGUGAGAUCCUGGAGUACACCAGUAUUACCUGUUACUGGGAAACAAGCGACCAUGCAGUUGACAACAGCAGCUACAGACUUCAAGUUAACAAAUUUGCGGUUUGUCAAAGUGAAGAAAGCUUCAUCUCUGAGGAUGUUUGUGACACCAGAGGGUCUCAAUGCUCCAUUCAACCCAUCAAUUCAGCGUUUCACUGUUUCUGUGCCGAUGUGCUGGCGUCCACCAUCGCUGGAUCCACACGCUCACCACCCUUCUGUUUCAAUGGUGUCAAUCAAGUGAAACUUCUUCCCCCAUCGAUAACACAUGUCGGGCCGUCAGCGGAGCAGCCUGGGUGUUUCCAGGUGGACUGGAAAAUGCGUUACCACCUCACUGACAACGAGAAAUCCCACAGGAGGAUUCAAGUGGAGUACACCACACAUAACCAGACUCGAUCACAGACGAUUCAAACGUAUCCUGAGGACAGACUGGAGCUUUGUGAUUUAUACCCGGGAUCCAGGUACGCAGUGAAGCUGAGAACUCAGGACAGUCGAGCGUCCACUCACUGGAGCUCAUGGUCAUCCAAAGACUUCACGACCGUGGAGAAAGCCCCAUCUCAUGCUCCUCGACUGUGGAGACGCAUACGACCUGUAGAAGAGACAAGAUGGAGACGUCUUACACUGCACUGGAAGCCUCUUUCGUGGCCUGAAGCGAAUGGUAUCGUUCUCAGUUAUACAGCGUGGUGCCUCAGUGAUGUGGAUUCAUCUCAGUGGACGUGCGGGGCUCUGGAUGCCUCCAAAACCUCCUGUGACCUCACUGUGUCUGAUGAUGCGUGUACCUGCAGUCUGACAGCGACUAACUCAGCCGGGACGUCACCUGUGUCUCACAUCAACAUACCUGGACAUACCGAUGCAGAGCUCCCGCCUCCUGAGAGUAUCAGCGUUAUAUCAUUGGAUGACACCAGACUAAGGCUGGAAUGGACAACUGCACCGAACCAAUCAGAGAGCGGCUUUGUGGUGCAGUGGAUUUCUAUACUUGACAAUGGAACGACCCGUCUGCACUGGCAACAUCUGAAUGAAACGUCUAGAAGAUUUAUUGUUACAGGUCUUCUGCCAGAGAUCCCUUAUAAUGUGUCAGUCAUGAGGGUGUAUGGGGCUAAAGCAGGAAUUGACAUGUCUGUCGUUGCUUUCACAAGAGAAGGAGCGCCCUCUUUUGGCCCAAAGCUGACAGUGCUGCAGACUGGUGGCAGGAGCAUUCAUCUGCGAUGGGAUCCUGUUCCUAUAGAGAAACUACAUGGAUUUAUCAAAUUCUACUCCAUUCUGUACAGUAUCAAUGGAAAAGACAAAAGAGAACAGGUAAAUAGCGCGGUUGAUCAGAUCUCUCUGAAUGGAUUAAUGGAAGGAACCUACAACAUCUGUGUAAUGGCUCAUACUGUAGCAGGGGGCGCCGCUGGGCCAUGGCAGAUGGUGGCUUUGGGGUAUGAUGAUAUACAGGUCAUCCCUAUGCUGUUGUGUGCACUGCUUCUCAUUUUUAUCUUUCUAAUAAUUCCUGUAUGUAUGUGGGUGAGGAUUAAACAGUGUCUGUGUCCGAUAGUCCCGAACCCUUCUAACAGCAGCCUGUCUGUCUGGUCUAAACCAAGUCAGCAUAAGCGAACACCCUCUUCCACCUUGAGCUCCUUCUUCUCUACUGGUCAGACCUCAUGUAACCACGGUUACGAUGAGAAAGACAACGGCCCGGUUCAAGUUCUGAACUUCCAUCCUGUUCAGCAAAUACGUGUUGACAUCGAAGCCAAAGCCAACACUUACAACUGCACAUCAGCUAAAACACCAAAACUGAGAACGGAUGAAUCGACUCAUUUCCAAGCAGAUUUAACUAACCAGAGCUUCACCAAACCAAACCAAAUCAUGUCUGCUGGAUAUCAAGACGACUAUCUGUCACCGACGGAUCCAUUCAUUGAUAGGGUGCCCAGUUACCAAAGCGAUCCGACGGCACGAGAAGAUUUAUGCGACUACAUUCACGUGUCCCAGUGUUACAUGUCUGUUAUGAUGGUAGAUGCGUACAGGACCCUGAAUGCUGAUGAGUGUUCACAUGUUCUGCGCGGUUUACCGGAAGACCACGGCAUCUGAACGAUCAUCAUGAUGUAUGGAGGAUGCUUAAAUGAGCCAAUGCAGCAGAAAAUUAAGGAACUUAAUAUGAUAUUGUACAUGACUGUGAGCUUUACAACCUCAUUCUUAGGAAUUUGAUGUGAAAUAAAACACUGGAUGCAUUAUGGUACACAGGCUUGAGCGGAAAGGGAAAUACUUGAAACUUAAUGGAACUGGGUGGUAAUGAUAUUGUACAGUGAUGAAAAAAUGAGGCCUGCCAUCAUCACUAUUUAAAAAGAUCAAAAAGCCUUCACAGAUGCCUGCUUUCAGGAAAGAAUAUAUAUAUAUAUUUUUUUUUAAUCAAAUAAAAGCAUUGUUGAUUUUAAUGGAUGUGAUAUGCCAUUAAUGUCCAGUGUACACACAGAGUCAAUUUAAACAAUCCAUGACAUUCUCUCGUUAAAAAUAUAAAAUUGCAGAAAACCUUAUAUUGUACUGUUAUAAAUUCUAAAAAGUAUAAUAUAAAUUAUAUUGUUCUCUUAAAAAUACUAUUAUAAUCUUAGUAUAAGCCUUUUUAUUUACUUGUUACUAACUAUUUGUUGAUUUGAAAAAAAAAACAGAAAAGUAACAGAUUGCAGUUUUACGUUACAUAAUGACUGAAUGUAGAAUAAUCUUAUCUUUUGGUUUCCGUCCAUCAAUUUUCAUGUGAAAAUAAUCAUAUUAGAUUAUUCACAUGUAAAGUGUUUAUUUACUGCUUUAUCUGAAUUAUUACGUGAUAAAGGUAUACUCCACCCAAAAAUAAACAGUCUGUCAU
This is a messenger RNA of Triplophysa rosa, 3140 nucleotides long. RefSeq names its product interleukin-6 receptor subunit beta. Gene Ontology annotation, molecular function: cytokine receptor activity; cytokine binding. NCBI's taxonomy places the organism in Eukaryota, Metazoa, Chordata, Actinopteri, Cypriniformes, Nemacheilidae. The record is from RefSeq and is a predicted model, not a curated record. Gene Ontology annotation, cellular component: signaling receptor complex; external side of plasma membrane; membrane. The transcript has 15 exons. Bases 185 to 2371 code for a protein of 728 amino acids. Gene Ontology annotation, biological process: cytokine-mediated signaling pathway.